Arachis ipaensis is the source of this 813-nucleotide messenger RNA. The record is from RefSeq and is a predicted model, not a curated record. NCBI's taxonomy places the organism in Eukaryota, Viridiplantae, Streptophyta, Magnoliopsida, Fabales, Fabaceae.
AUGGGCGUUCAAUGCCCAAAACGGGGAGAGGCCAUAAACGUCAAUCCAAAGGACGUUUCCGCCAGAUACCCUGAUAACCCCUUUCCAGUUACCCUGUAUACUCAUCCUGCACUGCCAAAAGCCCCAGAAUAUAAGGGUAAGCUACCAUACCCUCAGAAACUCCAGAAGGCAAAAAAGAACAAGCAAUUUGCCAAGUUCCUGGAAAGAGAGGCAGAAAUAGUUGUGCUCACCAAAGAAUGUAGUGCAAUCAUUCAGAAGAAUCUACUGAAGAAACUGCAAGACCCUGGGAGCUUUAUAAUCCCCUGCACCAUUGGAAACACUUGUAUAAAGAAGGUCUUACACGAUCUUGGAGCAAGUAUCAACUUGAUGCCAUUAUCAUUAUUGAGGAAACUCCAAAUUCAAGAAAUCAAGCCCACCCGUAUCUACCUCCAACUUGCUGACUACUCAGUCAAGUUUCCAGUGGGAGUGGUGGAAGACAUGCUUAUGAGGGUGGGACCCUUUUCCUUUCCUGUGGAUUUCGUGAUACUGGAUAUGGAGGAGGACAAGAAUGCAUCUAUCAUUCUAGGAAGACCUUUCCUAGCCACAGGGCGAACCAUCAUCGAUGUCCAAAAGGGGAAAGUGACACUAAGAGUCAAUGAUGAGGAGGUUGUACUGAAUGCAGUCGAGGCCAUGCAACACCCAAAUCCCCCGGAGGAGUAUAUGAGGAUAGAUGCCAUAGAGCCCCUGGUUGAAAAAGUGUUUGAGGCUGAAACACCUGAAGAGGAACUAGACACAAUUCUUGAAAAUAUUCUGCCUGAACUGGAUGAGCCGUGA